Messenger RNA from Drosophila mojavensis, 3179 nucleotides. It is a transcript of the gene sff, whose product is annotated as serine/threonine-protein kinase BRSK1. The record is from RefSeq and is a predicted model, not a curated record. The transcript has 18 exons. Gene Ontology annotation, molecular function: ATP binding; tau-protein kinase activity; protein serine/threonine kinase activity. The coding region runs from base 256 to 3144 and encodes 962 amino acids. Gene Ontology annotation, cellular component: cytoplasm. NCBI's taxonomy places the organism in Eukaryota, Metazoa, Arthropoda, Insecta, Diptera, Drosophilidae. Gene Ontology annotation, biological process: protein phosphorylation; microtubule cytoskeleton organization; intracellular signal transduction.
UUAAAAGUGUCUUUUUCACAAUGAACGCUGACCGUCCUGUCAGUUAGUUAGUCGACGUAGUUUGGCUCAGCCGUAUGUGUGUUUCAAUUAAUAAAUGGACGGUAAACAGGAAGAAGUACAACGCACUAAAGCUCGAAACUGUAUUUAAGAACUAAAUAAAAAAUAGAAGCAGGAGUUUGAAUGGCCAGACGUCGCCUUACAAUUAUUUUUAGAGGCAGAUAGCAGCUCACAAUCUGGAACUAGUUAAGCUAAAAAAUGCAAAAGGAAAACAAUAUGACGACAGAGAACUGUCAGUUUGUCGGUCCAUAUCGCUUGGAGAAGACACUUGGUAAGGGUCAAACAGGUCUUGUAAAAUUGGGCGUACAUUGUGUGAUUGGGAAAAAAGUAGCAAUUAAAAUAAUAAAUCGAGAAAAACUUAGUGAAUCAGUACUUAUGAAGGUUGAACGUGAAAUUGCCAUUAUGAAAUUAAUCGACCAUCCGCACGUUCUUGGCUUAAGCGAUGUGUACGAAAAUAAGAAAUAUUUAUACCUGAUACUGGAGCAUGUUUCUGGCGGCGAGCUUUUCGAUUACCUAGUUAAAAAGGGACGACUAACACCAAAGGAGGCGCGAAAGUUUUUUAGGCAAAUUAUAUCGGCACUGGACUUCUGCCACUCACAUUCUAUAUGCCAUCGCGACUUAAAGCCCGAGAAUCUGUUGCUGGAUGAGAAGAACAAUAUUAAAAUAGCAGAUUUUGGCAUGGCCUCUCUUCAACCAGCCGGCAGCAUGUUGGAAACAUCUUGCGGAUCUCCACACUACGCUUGCCCUGAAGUUAUACGCGGAGAGAAGUAUGAUGGACGCAAGGCGGAUGUUUGGUCAUGCGGUGUUAUUCUGUAUGCUCUGUUGGUGGGAGCAUUACCCUUCGACGAUGACAACUUGCGUCAGUUGCUUGAAAAAGUAAAACGAGGAGUGUUUCAUAUUCCGCACUUUGUUCCACCCGAUUGCCAAAGUUUACUUCGUGGUAUGAUUGAGGUUAAUCCAGAUAGACGAUUAACGCUAACCGAAAUUAAUCGUCAUGCCUGGGUUACGGCUGGUGGUAAAGGUGAGUUGGAACUGGAAUUGCCCAUGAUGGAGGUGGUGCAAACACAUGUUAUACCUACUGCCACUGCUGUAGAUCCUGAUGUUUUAAAUGCUAUAUGCUCCCUGGGAUGCUUUAAGGAAAAGGAAAAACUUUUACAAGAGCUGUUGAGUGCCAGCCAUAAUACUGAGAAGGUCAUUUAUUUUCUGCUCCUUGAACGAAAGCGACGUCGGCCGGCCCUUGAAGAUGAUGAAGAAAUAAAUCAUAAAUUACGCAAUGAACUGGAUGCAGUGGAUCCACCCCGGAAACGAUUAGAUAAAUGUCGUAUUAAUGGUACAAAUGCGCCGAGCUACGGUCAGAUUUCUGAAGGCUCUCCACUUACGCCUCGACGACAGGCCUUUAAUUUUAGAUCGUACAGUAGUACACGUAAUCACCAAAGACGCUCUCCUACAACGGUGUCUACGUCAGUACGCAGCUCAUCAUACCACAGUCCAACUCGUUGUAAUUCACCAAUAAGCUUAACGCAGCAACAAGCUAAUGCUAUAUCGCGGCCUACCUCUCCUGCCGCUGGUUCACGUCAUUCAACUUAUAGUGAUAGAGAUCGUCCUGGAUCGGGGCAUCAUACGGCGGUUAGCCGAACGCCGUCCCAUAAUUCACAGAAAAGCAUUGAAGGAGAUGUCGUAAUCGUCAGAGAGCCGCACUUGGAGCGCCGUGAUUCAACACGUCAUGCUCAAGAUCGCAGUGGUAAUGGUAGCGGUUCUCCCUGGGACCGUAGCGAAUUGUCUAGCAAUCCGGGUGGUGAUUCGUGCGGGAAUUCCGCUGCAGCUUUACCUACCGUGCAUAAUCGAACAAAUUCUGGUCCAACAAUUUCUAUUGUUGUGAAUCAAAAUGUUCCACCGCUGACCAAUAAUAGCAAUCCAGGCAAUCAAGGCAACCCUGGCCCACCCUGCAAUACGCCUGGAGGACAAUUGUGGAAAACGAGACUUACUAAUAUAAAAAACAGCUUUCUCGGUAGUCCGCGUUUUCAUCGAAGGAAAAUGCAGGUCUCCGCUGACGAGGUACACUUAACACCGGAGUCUUCACCAGAACUUACUAAACGUUCUUGGUUUGGAAACCUAAUAACUACUGAGAAAGAUGAGACAUUUACCAUAUUGGUAAAAGGCAAACCUAUUGCCACAGUCAAGGCACAUUUGAUACAUGCAUUUUUAUCCAUGGCAGAGUUAUCUCAUAGUGUAGUAUCACCCACAUCAUUCCGUGUGGAGUACAAGCGCAACGGCAAUGGCUCUGUUAUGUUUCAAAGGCAUGUUAAAUUUCAGGUUGACAUCAGUCCCAUAUGCAAGCAAGGCGACAUAGCGGAUAUGCUAUUCGCCUUAACAUUCACACUGCUAUCAGAAAAAAGUUGCUGCUGUACGAAGACAUUAUUGGUUCACUGUAUAUGUGGUAACAUACGGCGAUUUCGACGUAUUUGCGAACACAUACAAUCCCAGGUCUGCUCAAAACGUUUUCCGGGCCCAAACAGUCCACCAACAGUAGCUUCAGUCACUCAAGCAGUUUCAGAAAGCUCAUCAUGUGGGUCAGUGUCGAGCGAACGGUUGUCCUAUAAGCGGCAGGUGAUUGAAAAUGACAUGGAAAACGAUUCCAUAUUUUCAUACAAAUCUGGAAGUGGACGCCGGGCAUCCACGACGAAUAAUAACAAUCCCAAUCAAGUGGAUAUAACAGGCAGUCCCAUUGCAGUUCGAUCAAAUUCUGAAACAGCCGAGCAUGACCGCAACCGUAAAAUGCAGACUGAUCAACAGCCAACAACGAUGUCCGAUAAAGACGCCGUCAUUAGAAAGCAACAAGCCACGCGGUACCAAUUCCUUCCAGUGCCGCGUGUACCCAGGAGCCCACGGUCUCCGAAACUGCCAGCGUUUUCUGGGCCUUUCAGGGGAGAAACGGAUGGGUGCGGUACUUAUACAUAUGAGCUGCACGAGCUGCUUGGCUCACGAGCACUCCGGGCAAUCCUGCCGCAACAAGGGACGUUGCAAAACAUGUGGCCACACGCUCCUGGAUCUCCAGGGAUCAGCACGUCACUCCGCCUCGACUCCUAAAAAGGCGAUCACAGCUCCGCUUACGGCCUUGAUCC